Messenger RNA from Bubalus bubalis (water buffalo), 7165 nucleotides. It is a transcript of the gene ATP2B2, whose product is annotated as ATPase plasma membrane Ca2+ transporting 2. Bases 607 to 4338 code for a protein of 1243 amino acids. Gene Ontology annotation, cellular component: intracellular membrane-bounded organelle; postsynaptic density membrane. The record is from RefSeq and is a predicted model, not a curated record. Gene Ontology annotation, molecular function: ATP hydrolysis activity; P-type calcium transporter activity; ATP binding. Gene Ontology annotation, biological process: regulation of cytosolic calcium ion concentration; calcium ion transmembrane transport. NCBI's taxonomy places the organism in Eukaryota, Metazoa, Chordata, Mammalia, Artiodactyla, Bovidae. The transcript has 24 exons.
CGGCCUUGCAGGGACACCAGUCAUUGCAGACCAGUGAGUGUGCUCACAGCCCGGCGAGAGGGCAGCCUCAGGGAUGCGGGCCCAGGGAAGGCAGCCACUUGCCGGUGCUGUCGGGGAACAGCCCGAGAGGGCCCCACGCGGCCAGCCGCAGCCGAGCAGAAGGGUAAACGAGAGCCAGCCAGCUGGAAGGAAGUGGGAGCCACCGCAGGUUCUUGAGCAGGGGCGUGAUGGAACGUGAGGACUGUUGGAGGCACCAUCAGAAGGCGGCUCUGGGCAGUGUCUGCACCGUGUCCCAAGCUGGAGCCCCCACCCCUGACCAUGUAGAUGCCGGCUCCCGGAAGCAGCAUGGGCCCCACUGAAUGGAGACUCCUGGGUCUGCAGCCCUGAGCCCCUCCGGCCCCUGGACCUCGCCCCGCGCCUGGGGACGCCCCUCGGAGCCCACCGCCACUGUCGCCAGCCCACCUCGGCCGCCCCCUGGAGCUGGCCGCCUGCAGCCACAGCUGUCCAGUGAGGCUGUGCUAGGGACAGCCACGCAGAGCCAUCGGCCAGCGGCCUCCUGUGCAGUGCUGACCCUUGGGCCCGCCCCGAGCGGGGACUGCGGCAGACAUGGGUGACAUGACCAACAGCGACUUUUACUCCAAAAACCAAAGAAACGAGUCCAGCCAUGGGGGCGAGUUUGGGUGCACGAUGGAGGAGCUGCGCUCCCUCAUGGAGCUGCGGGGCACUGAGGCCGUGGUCAAGAUCAAGGAGACCUACGGGGACACUGACGCCAUCUGCCGACGCCUCAAAACCUCCCCUGUCGAAGGUUUGCCGGGCACUGCUCCAGACCUGGAGAAGAGAAAGCAGAUUUUUGGGCAAAACUUUAUACCUCCAAAGAAGCCAAAAACCUUCCUGCAGCUCGUGUGGGAGGCCCUGCAGGACGUGACGCUGAUCAUUCUGGAAAUCGCCGCCAUCAUCUCCCUUGGGCUCUCCUUCUACCACCCGCCUGGCGAGAGCAACGAAGGAUGUGCGACGGCCCAGGGCGGGGCAGAGGAUGAAGGGGAGGCAGAGGCGGGCUGGAUCGAGGGAGCCGCCAUCCUCCUGUCGGUCAUCUGCGUGGUCCUGGUCACCGCCUUCAAUGACUGGAGCAAAGAGAAGCAGUUCCGGGGCCUGCAGAGCCGCAUUGAGCAGGAGCAGAAGUUCACUGUGGUCCGGGCCGGCCAGGUGGUCCAGAUCCCUGUGGCUGAGAUCGUGGUUGGGGACAUCGCCCAGGUCAAAUAUGGCGACCUCCUCCCUGCCGACGGCCUCUUCAUCCAGGGCAACGACCUCAAGAUCGAUGAGAGCUCCCUGACAGGGGAGUCUGACCAGGUGCGCAAGUCGGUGGACAAGGACCCCAUGCUGUUGUCAGGUACCCACGUGAUGGAGGGCUCUGGACGGAUGGUGGUGACUGCCGUGGGUGUGAACUCUCAGACUGGCAUUAUCUUUACCCUGCUGGGGGCCGGUGGUGAAGAGGAAGAGAAGAAAGACAAGAAAGGUGUGAAGAAGGGGGAUGGCCUUCAGCUACCAGCGGCCGAUGGUGCGGCAGGUUCAAAUGCUGCAGAUAGUGCAAAUACCAGCGUAGUCAAUGGUAAAAUGCAGGAUGGCAAUGCGGACGCCAGCCAGAGCAAAGCCAAACAGCAGGACGGGGCGGCCGCCAUGGAGAUGCAACCCCUCAAGAGUGCCGAGGGGGGAGACGCUGAUGACAAGAAGAAGGCCAACAUGCACAAGAAGGAGAAGUCCGUGCUGCAGGGCAAGCUCACCAAGCUGGCUGUGCAGAUCGGCAAGGCGGGCCUGGUGAUGUCAGCCAUCACGGUGAUCAUCCUGGUGCUCUACUUCACUGUGGACACCUUCGUGGUCAACAAGAAGCCGUGGCUCCCUGAGUGCACACCUGUCUACGUGCAGUACUUCGUCAAGUUCUUCAUCAUCGGUGUGACGGUGCUGGUGGUUGCCGUGCCCGAGGGGCUCCCUCUGGCCGUCACCAUCUCCCUGGCCUACUCAGUGAAGAAAAUGAUGAAAGACAACAACCUGGUCCGCCACCUGGACGCCUGCGAGACCAUGGGCAACGCCACGGCCAUCUGCUCGGACAAGACGGGCACCCUCACCACCAAUCGCAUGACGGUGGUGCAGGCCUACGUGGGCGACGUCCACUACAAGGAGAUCCCCGACCCCAGCUCCAUCAAUGCCAAGACCAUGGAGCUGCUGGUCCAUGCCAUCGCCAUCAACAGCGCCUACACCACCAAGAUCCUGCCCCCGGAGAAGGAGGGCGCCCUGCCCCGGCAGGUGGGCAACAAGACGGAGUGCGGCCUGCUGGGCUUUGUGCUGGACCUGAAGCAAGACUACGAGCCCGUGCGCGCUCAGAUGCCCGAGGAGAAGCUGUACAAGGUCUACACCUUCAACUCCGUGCGGAAGUCCAUGAGCACCGUCAUCAAGCUGCCGGACGAGAGCUUCCGCAUGUACAGCAAGGGCGCUUCGGAGAUCGUGCUCAAGAAGUGCUGCAAAAUCCUCAACGGGGCAGGUGAGCCUCGGGUCUUCCGGCCCCGCGACCGGGACGAGAUGGUGAAGAAGGUGAUCGAGCCCAUGGCCUGCGACGGGCUCCGCACCAUCUGCGUGGCUUACCGCGACUUCCCCAGCAGCCCUGAGCCCGACUGGGACAAUGAGAACGACAUCCUCAAUGAGCUCACCUGCAUCUGCGUGGUGGGCAUCGAGGAUCCCGUGCGGCCCGAGGUCCCGGAAGCCAUCCGCAAGUGCCAGCGAGCAGGCAUCACGGUCCGCAUGGUCACCGGUGACAACAUCAACACAGCGCGGGCCAUCGCCAUCAAGUGUGGCAUCAUCCACCCCGGGGAGGACUUCCUGUGCCUCGAGGGCAAGGAGUUCAACCGAAGGAUCCGCAACGAGAAAGGGGAGAUUGAGCAGGAGCGGAUCGAUAAGAUCUGGCCAAAGCUGCGGGUGCUGGCUCGCUCCUCGCCCACGGACAAGCAUACCCUGGUCAAAGGCAUCAUCGACAGCACGCACACGGAGCAGCGGCAGGUGGUGGCCGUGACGGGGGACGGCACCAACGACGGGCCUGCGCUCAAGAAGGCCGACGUGGGCUUCGCCAUGGGCAUCGCAGGCACGGACGUGGCCAAGGAGGCCUCGGACAUCAUCCUGACAGACGACAACUUCAGCAGCAUCGUCAAGGCGGUGAUGUGGGGCCGCAACGUCUACGACAGCAUCUCCAAGUUCCUGCAGUUCCAGCUGACCGUCAACGUGGUGGCCGUGAUCGUGGCCUUCACGGGCGCCUGCAUCACGCAGGACUCCCCCCUGAAGGCCGUGCAGAUGCUCUGGGUGAACCUCAUCAUGGACACGUUCGCCUCCCUGGCGCUGGCCACUGAGCCGCCCACCGAGACCCUGCUCCUGAGGAAGCCGUAUGGCCGCAACAAGCCCCUCAUCUCUCGGACCAUGAUGAAGAACAUCCUGGGCCAUGCCGUCUACCAGCUCACCCUCAUCUUCACCCUGCUCUUCGUCGGUGAGAAGAUGUUCCAGAUUGACAGCGGGAGGAACGCACCCCUGCACUCACCGCCCUCCGAGCACUACACCAUCAUCUUCAACACCUUCGUCAUGAUGCAGCUCUUCAACGAGAUCAACGCCCGCAAGAUCCACGGCGAGCGCAAUGUUUUCGACGGCAUCUUCCGGAACCCCAUCUUCUGCACCAUCGUGCUGGGCACCUUUGCCAUCCAGAUAGUGAUCGUGCAGUUUGGGGGGAAGCCCUUCAGCUGCUCCCCGCUGCAGCUGGACCAGUGGAUGUGGUGCAUAUUCAUCGGGUUAGGAGAGCUUGUCUGGGGCCAGGUCAUCGCCACCAUCCCGACCAGCAGGCUCAAGUUCCUCAAGGAGGCGGGCAGGCUCACGCAGAAGGAGGAGAUCCCCGAGGAGGAGCUCAACGAGGACGUGGAGGAGAUAGACCACGCCGAGCGCGAGCUGCGGCGGGGCCAGAUCCUGUGGUUCCGAGGUCUGAACCGGAUCCAGACGCAGAUCCGCGUCGUGAAGGCGUUUCGUAGCUCUCUCUAUGAAGGUCUAGAAAAGCCUGAGUCUCGAACCUCCAUCCAUAACUUCAUGGCUCAUCCUGAGUUCCGGAUCGAAGAUUCGCAGCCCCACAUCCCCCUCAUCGACGACACCGACCUGGAAGAAGAUGCCGCGCUCAAGCAGAACUCGAGCCCGCCCUCGUCGCUCAACAAGAACAACAGCGCCAUCGACAGCGGGAUCAACCUGACGACCGACACAAGCAAAUCAGCUACCUCUUCAAGUCCAGGGAGCCCCAUCCACAGCCUGGAGACGUCGCUUUAGCUGAGGAACCCCCCCACAACCCCGCCGCCACACCACACCCACCCCCUACCCGGGCAGCCACCCAUCCAGGCACCUGACUGACCCAAGCAGCAGCGAGCAACAGCAGGAAAAAAAAAAAAAAAAUACUGGCGAGAACACCGAUUCCACCCAGCAGACCCUUUUUUUUUUUCUGGCUGAGAUGCUGUUUGAACUCUUUUUCACCUUGAGGCGAGGGCGGGAUCUCGUGGGGAGCGGGGCUUAAGGGAGUGAGCGGGGGUUUUCCCAGAACUAGCCCUUCCUGGCUCCCGCCUGACAUGGACCAACCAUGCCCCCUGCCCAGCGCCAGCCACAUCCCUGCAUGAAUGUACUGCAUACUUCCGGUCCUCCCCUGGUUUGGUUUUUGGGGGGUUGGGGAGGGGUUUUGUUUUGUUUUGUUUUGUUUCUUUUCUUAGGCGGGAACUGCAAAACAGACUCUUUUCUGAGACUAUUUAUCCAAUCCACUGGUCUGUGAAGUUUUUGAGAUGCUUGCAUAGCAUGGUCUCAGUUGUACAGGUUAAUUUCACAACUUUUUGAAAUUGCAGAGCUUAACUCGCCUGGUAAAUUUGCACCAAUGGAACCGAAGAACUUCAGACACUCACAAGGUUAUAUCCAUUUCUUUGUAUCUAUAUCAACGUAUACUUCUCUGAGACUGUAUACGUCCAUAUAGAUAGGUAGAUAUAUAUAUAUAAAUAUAUAUACAUGGAUAUAUAAAAUUUUUUUGCCGGCAUGUUGCCUUGUUUCCGCUUAAAUUGCUCUAUUUUAACUUAUUUAUGUCCUAAAAGAAGAAUGUAAUUUGUUUACAAACCUGUAGAUAACGUCUUCGGCUAUUUGUAUGGUUUAAGAACACUGGUGGCUGAGAUGCUGUAAAAACAGCUCAGCCUGGCAGACACCUCCCUGGAUUGCACCCCUCGAUGUUUUACGAGAGCCAUGCUCUGAUUUUCUUUUGCCUGCUGUUUCCGUUCGAUAAUGUCACUACCGUGGGAGGCAGGAGUCAAGUGUGAGCGGGUAUCCAUCCCGAGGGGUCCAUCAGCGCGCUCAGUAGACAAAGGGGGAGGCGGAGAGAAGUCCUCGUGGGCUCCACGCACUGAUGGCCGGCCGGCCGCAGGGCCGCGGGGUCCGCAAAGCACUGAGUGAAGACUUUCUCGCAAUGAAACUCACUUGAGUUUACUGAGAGCACUUCCAACAGAGGUUCUCUCUGGCGCUGUCUGUGCAGAGACUGAGGUAGUGCGGCAAUAUUAUAAAUGCUGUUGUGUUGAUUUUCUUUUCAGUUAGUAAUUUAGAGGCUUAUUUCCUCAUAGAUUGCAGCAAAUGUGCUGAUGGCCGAUUGGAUGAGGAUCUUAAGGCUUGCUGCUUUUAUUUUUAUUUUUGAAGAAGAAUAGCCUUUUGCUCUGCACUACUUAGAUCCGAACGAACCUUAUGAUGUGUAUAUUGAGAUGUAUUCAGUGUGAUUUUUUUUAAACCAAAUCGUCUUCCUGUAGUCGCAAUAUAUACUGUAGCCUUUGAACAGCAAGUCUUGCUUUCCCAGACAGAAAGCCAUUCUGAAACCCUGCAGUAUCACAGGUGAGAAAAGGUGGUUAUUUCUCCCCCGCCCCUGAGACAAUAACAGCACUAGUAAUCCCACUUAAUAAGAGCUUAUUUAAUUGUAUGUCAGCCUCUUAACUGCUAAGCACUUUGUGGGUAUCAGCUUUUUUCAUAAAAGAACUUUUGUAUUGAAUACAAAGUUUGCUUUGAGACUUUUCAGCAUACGAUCUUUUUCCAUAAACUUGUACAGUGCAAAAGACAUUUUGAAUACCAUGACCGAUGAUGUCCCACGCUUCAAGGAAAACCAAAACGCUUCCCACCUCGCUUGCAAAAUGCAUUCUUCAUACUGACCGUUCCCACGGUUGCUCUGUGUCAGCCCGGGCCCUUCCCUUCUCCAGGCCCAGAGAAUUCUUCCACAAACAAGAUUGAGAGCCACUCGGGAAAAGAGCCAUAGUCAGCUGGGAGGGCAUGUGUCUGGACGGCUGUGGAGAAACCCGAGGGUUUGGGAUCCCGAAACAGCCCAUCCCACCUAGCAAGACCUUCCUGGAAGGAGGACCUUUUUUGAGCAAGAGCAUCUCCUGAAUGUCGAGAAGAAGCAUCUCUGAAUGUAGCCAGCAGAGGGAACUGCGUCCCCUGAAGGGGUGACCAGCCCUCAGACCCGUUUAUUGGAUUCCAAGACCAACACCGCCCACACCGCCCACUGCUCUCCUUCGAGAAAGAUCUGCUCCUGUAGAACCUGGGGCAGCUUUGGAACGUGGUGUGUUUUUUCGUUUCUGUUGUUUUUUGUAGUUUCCUUUUUCGAGGUUCUCCAUCUCUCCCUGUGUUCCGACCGUGUGUCCAUGACCUCAUUCCAUGACACCAGGAAAGCCCGGCUUGCACAUGAGGCCUCCUGCUCAUUUGCAGCCAGGACGCAAGGGAAGCAGGAGGGGUCUCCCAGAGGGGGGGCUCAGCUCCAGGGAGAAUAGGGAGCCAUGGAAGUUAGACUGCCCCCAUGUCAGUGCUGGUCUUUUCUUGUCAGGAAUGAUGGAUGCGCACACACACAUACACACUCAUACCCUCACCCUCACACUUGCACACACACACAGAGGAAAUGACUGGUUUGUCAGAACUCACUGUAGUACAUAAAGCUUGCACUCGGCGUCCUAUAUCUAGCAGCAUGGGGUACGUUUGGCAAUUCACCCCAUUAGGGGGUAAAUAAUUUAUGACCAUUCAUCUGUUUUUAUGAAUUUUUUUAAUCUAGACAAUAAUUGUAAAUAAAGAACUCACCAUCUCUGUUCAUUUAAUACUA